Molecule: messenger RNA, 2910 nt
Organism: Yamadazyma jaroonii
Lineage: Eukaryota; Fungi; Ascomycota; Pichiomycetes; Serinales; Debaryomycetaceae
Source: the annotation of a GenBank genome assembly
AUGUUUGGUAGAACAACUUCAGGUUUUGGAGGGUUUGGGAACAGAACAACCACUGGAUCCCCAUUCAGCUCAUCCACAACCAAUAACAAUACCGGUAGUUCACCUUUCGGUGGAGCCAAUAACAACAAUUCAAGUGUUUUUGGUAAUAAUAAUUCCACUGGAGGUUUUGGAUCUACUGGAGGUUUUGGUACUAAUAACACCACCGGUUCAGCUUUUGGUUCUAACAAUAACACAGGAUCUGUUUUUGGUGCUUCAAAUACCAACUCAUCACCUUUUUCCAAUAACACCACUGGAUUUGGUUCUUCAACUACAGGAACAAGUGCAUUUGGGUCAUCAAACACUGGAGGUGGAAUGUUUGGAUCCACAGCCAAUAAACCUACUUUUGGGGGAGGUUUUGGAACUCCCACAAAUAACAAUUCCCCGUUUGGAGGUUCGAAUACCGGAUUUGGUGCAUCUGAUCCUAAUGCUAAUAAUGGAACUGGAGGUAAGCCUUUUACACCUUUUGAAGAAAAAGAUUCCUCAGGAACCAAUGUGUUCCAAAAUAUCUGUUGCAUGCCAGAGUACAAGAACUUCUCCUUUGAAGAGUUAAGAUUGAAAGAUUAUGAACAAAACAGAAAAUUCGGUAAUUCAACAGGAACUACUGGCACCACAGGAGGUUUUGGUUUUGGAGCUUCUAACAAUACUUCUGGUUUUGGUGGUAUGGCAAAUAACAAUACCAAUGCAUCACCAUUCGGAGCCAACAACAAUUCUACAUCAGCUUUCGGAGGUGCUGCCAACAACAAUGCAUCACCAUUCGGUGCAAGUAACAAUACCACCGGAGGAUUUGGGGCUUCAGGAACUAGUGGAUUUGGUGCCAGUGGAGGAGCUUUUGGUUCUUCUAACACUGGUGGUUCAACAUUUGGUGCUGCCAAUUCAAAUCCUUUUGGAGGGGCCACCAGUAACACUACCUCAGGAUUUGGAGGUGGUUUUGGUGCCACCAACAAUAACACAACCAGCGGAGGACUUUUUGGAUCCAACAACAAUAACAACGCCUCACCAUUUGGUGCUAACAAUAACACUACCGGUGGAUUUGGAAGCACCAACAACAAUGCAUCACCAUUUGGUGCCAGUAACGGGUCAGGGUUAAACAACAACACUUCAGGAUUUGGUGCAAACAACAACACUUCUGGUGGUUUAUUCGGAUCCAAUAAUAACAAUACUAGUUCAGGAUUUGGUGCUAAACCUACAACAUCUGGAUUUGGAUUUGGUAAUACUUCCACUAAUGCAUUUAAUAAACCAGCAAGCGGAGGAUUAUUUGGAUCUACCAGUGGUACAGGAUUUGGUACCUCUAACAAUAAUGGUGGAGGAAUUUUUGGUAAUAACAACGCCAAUAACAACACCAACACUACAUCAGGGGGUCUUUUUGGUGGUAACAACAAUAACAACACCUCCGGAGGUCUCUUUGGUGGAAAUAAUAACACUGCCAAUAAUAAUAACACUAGUGGUGGAUUAUUUGGUCAAAAACCAGCAGGUACCACUGGUGGUCUUUUCGGUGGUAAUACCGCCAACAAUAAUACUUCUGGAGGUUUGUUUGGGGGUAACACUACCAACAAUAACACAUCAGGAGGAUUAUUUGGUAGCAGCGCUCAAAAACCAGCCACUGGAGGAUUAUUUGGAGGUAAUAAUACCACAACAUCAGGCUUUGGAACCAAUAACAAUACUUCAGGAGGACUUUUCGGAUCCAAACCUGCCAAUUCAGGAGGAUUGUUUGGUGGUAAUAACACCACAUCUACUACUGGAGGAGGUUUAUUUGGUGGUAAUAACAACACCACUACUUCUAACACUUCAGGGGGAUUAUUCGGAUCCAACACCAAUAAUAACACCGCCAGUGGAGGUCUUUUCGGAAAUAAACCAGCAGGAACAUCAGGAGGUCUUUUCGGUGGUAAUAAUAAUACUAACAAUACCUCAGGAGGAUUAUUCAGUAAUAAUAAUAAUAAUACCAACACGUCGGGAGGAUUAUUCGGUGGUAACAACAACAAUACCAAUAACCAACCUCAACAAAAUGGUUUAACUAUUGGACUGAAUCCUUAUGGAGAUAACGCUUUGUUCAAGAGUCUUUCUGUACCAUCAAACCAGAACAAUUCCUUACCUGUAGCAACAUUAGUAGAGUCCAAAGAACAUAAAAAACCUGUCAACUUGAAUAGAGUUCGUAGAAUAGCACCAUUAUUCCAAAGUGUAGCUACAAAAGCUGAACCCGUCAUCAAAGAUCCAAUAUUAUCACCUGUUAAUACCAUUAGCAGUUCCAUUUUGGAUAAGAGUCUCGAUGAAUCCAUCUUAGCAUCAGAUAUAUUUGCCCCCAAAGAUUCCGUAAAGAAAUUAAUGUUACACAAAUCUAAUGUUUUAAGUCCAUUAGAGCCCAACACCAAACAAGUGGAUUUCAAAACCACCAAAUCACCAGCUUUACCAUCAACAGAAAAAUUUACUGCUGAGGAAUUAGAAGUUGAUGAAGAUGGCUAUUGGACUUCACCACCAAUGUCACAACUAAAACAAAUGUCAUUAAAAGAAUUACACUCUAUCAAAGAUUUCAAAAUAGGAAGAAAACAUUAUGGUCAGGUCAAAUUCUUGCAACCAGUAGACUUAUCAAGUUUAUUGAAUUUAGAUGAUAUAACUGGUAAUAUUGUAACUUUCAAACCAAAAAAUUGUAUAAUUUAUCCUGAAAGUAAACCAAAUGCCGGUGAAGGAUUGAAUUUACCUUGUCAAGUGACUUUGCAAGGAUGUUAUCCAAUAAAUAAGAAGGAUAAAUUACCUAUCUUGGAUCCUAACAGUGAAGUGGUAAAACGUCAUAUAAAUAAAUUAAAAGAGCUUCCAGGUAAAUUCAUUAGCUAUGAUGGAGAAACUGGGGACUGGACGUUCGAAAUAGAAUCCCUUUAA